AUUGCUUUUACUCGGAUCUCGAGGGCGCGGGCCAGCUUUAGGGUGUGCAGAUUGCUGGCCAGGAUACCACCACUUGUGAGCUCAACCGUCUCUUCAGCAACCCGACGGUGGCAGCGGCUUCUGACAGGGCCAUCCAGGGCUUGGAGCCCAUUGUCAAGAACGCGGACAAUCCGCCCCAGGCCUUCCCGAACCCAUGGAUCGGAGCGUCACAGGCGGAUUUCGUGGAGUUCAUGCGCUCGUACUUUCUCAUGCUCCCCGAACCGACUGGCAAGGACAACGGGUUUUCGUACAUCCUCAAGAUGAACUUCCUCCAGCGCCGCAACCAGGCGUCGAUUGAUCUCUUCAACAAGUUCAAAAGCCAGACGCCUCCGGCGACCACGGCCACCACAGAGUUCUUCGAUUGGACGUACAAGUGGGUCACUCUGAGGGGCAUGUAUAUGGACUCGAAAGCCUCCCUUGAUACGGUUGCGCGGUGGGUGGAGUACGUCAACGACCCUGCUCAGGCCGACAACGUCCGGGGGAACAUGUCUGCCUACGAGGGCUACGAUCCCGACGACCCCCCCGGCUACGGCUACAAUUCCUUUAACCAGUACUUCUCGAGGAUCUUCAAAGAUUACAACAAGAGCAGGCCCAUCAGUCAGCCAGAGGACAAAAUGGUGGUUACAGCCCCAGGGGACGUGUUGAUCAAUUUUAUCAUCAAUUAUCUCACGAACCAGACCAGGCUGCCCGUGAAGGGGAGCGACUUCAAUGUCAAGGAGCUGCUGAACGGCUCCGCGCUGGCCUCGAAGUUCAUCGGUGGUACUGCGGUCUCCAACGUGCUCGAGCCUUACGCUUGCCACAAUUUCCACGCCCCCGUGGACGGGCGCCUCGUUGAAGCGGUGGACGUGCCAGGUUUUUUCUUCGGCAUCCCGGACGGCAUGCGGUGGUUUGGCAGCGACAACACUGGCAGCUCGGACACGGACUUCGGGGUGUUCUCGGGCUUCCACCGCCUCGUAUUAAUCUACGACACCGGCCCGUAUGGAUUGGUGGCGCAGGUGGCGGUCGGCUUGGCGGACGUGAACACCAUCUGCCCCACGGUGAAUGCUGAGAUGCCUUCGGUGCCUCCUGGCUCUUGCAGCGGCGCUUCGUGCCCCGAGGUCAGAAAGGGCGAACGCUUGGGGUUCUUUCUAUACGGCGGGUCGCUGAACAUCCUCCUCUUCCAGCCUGGCGUGUUCGCUUCCCAGGACCUCCUCAUGGGCAACCGCCUCGGCAGCAUGAGCGCCAUAUUAUAGCCUCCCCCGCCCUGAGCGUCAUCAAGCUAAUGCGCAGCUGGAGUACCCGUGAGGUCAAGCGGCACGGGAGAGGUUGAGGGGGGGCAAGCCAGAUCCGAGGAGGUUUGUCCACCGCCGAGCUGAGGCGCCACUGUUCUCGCACUGCGCCUUUUGAGGUCGCGGGAGGGGCGGCCAGCCGCAUCGGUCAGCUGGCCUGCCCGCCCCGCGUGCUCCGACCUUUCGGAGCCACUCAUGCUAUGAUUUGAAGUCCCCACCUUCCCCCUUCCUCCUCCUCCUCCUCCUCCGCCUCCUCCUCCCCUCUUUUCCGAGCCCUCCUUCCUUCUUCUCCACCUCUUCCUCCUUCCGUCAGUCUUGCGCCUCGCAUGCCAAGUUGACUGGUCUGAGCAUUGCUUGGUCCGAGCGUGGCCUCGGCAUUGGCAUUGGCUAAGCCCUCACCAGGUGCUGCCAUUCUGGCUGGCCAGCCUUGCCCGCCACCUCCCCUCCCCUCCCCUCAUUGCGCCGUUGCCAAGCAUAUGAUCUUUUUCCUGCAGUCGAGCUUGCACGACGUGGUCGUGUAUCGUGGCGCAGUCGAGCCGAGUCAAACAUGGUGCCGUGCUUCCUGGAGCAGGCGGAGGAGCA
This is a messenger RNA of Prorocentrum cordatum, 1889 nucleotides long. Lineage: Eukaryota; Dinophyceae; Prorocentrales; Prorocentraceae. The record is from the annotation of a GenBank genome assembly.